This is a messenger RNA of Aspergillus neoniger CBS 115656, 1197 nucleotides long. RefSeq lists its product as uncharacterized. Lineage: Eukaryota; Fungi; Ascomycota; Eurotiomycetes; Eurotiales; Aspergillaceae. The record is from RefSeq and is a predicted model, not a curated record. The transcript is spliced from 15 exons. Bases 1 to 1197 code for a protein of 398 amino acids.
AUGCCCGCCAUUCGCUCCAUUGGGGCUGAGUGCAGUAUAGUUGUCGACUUCACCGCAAAGAAACUCCAUACAAGUAUGCCUGAGUGGUGCACUCACGUCUCCUUGGCCUCCACCCUAGCCAGCCACGGUGACGGGAGCGUGAAAAUCAUCCGUUCCGAAGGCUCGCAGUCUGCUUUCCCAGUGCAGAGGAAUUUUACGGUAGACAAACCAGCAACCGAAGGUCAGUGCUCGCUUGUGGAGUGCGCCCUUCGCACGAGGGGCUUCGUCCUGAUCGCUUGUCAAGGUGCCACACCGUCCCAGGUGGUUGCAGCAGAGCUACGCAUCAGGCAAUCCCCGAGGAGGUUGCCUUCUUCGGAGGUGUGUUUUGCAGCUUUGGAUUGGGCCGAUCCACUCAGUGCAAGAUGGAUUUGCCCCCCCUCUCUGCCUCCCCAGAUCAAUUUGAGCGUCCGACCUGCUGAUGGGAAAGUGGUAGUGGUGGUGGAGGAGGAGGAGGAGGAGGAUGCUGCUGGCGGGACGGAUUGCGCACUCCACUUCCGUCAGGAACUAGGUGGCAUUAGUCCGCACACUAUUUCCCCCUACAUCUCCUGGCACUGCUGGCACUGGCCGCAGUUCAGCACAAUCGUCGAUAGCGCCAGUGGGCGAGGGCUCGACCCAGCUGUAAGAUUAUCAUCGCCCCUUGGGUAUAAACAUUCUGCUGCCGAUUUACUUCCCGUGACCAGACUCGCCCCAUCUGCGGCGAUGGACCAUAAUUUGACAAAGAACGGCCUGUCAAAAUUGGAUUCGGCCAACAUGCCCGCGGCAUCCCACGGAGAUACAACACCCUCGGGAAUUUCCGAUCCAAUGAGUCAAAAGGACCGAUCAUUGACAGUAAGUAAGCAACUAAGGAUCCUGGCCUGUGCCGGAUCUCAUCUACAUCUAUUCCGCCCGCACUACUUUAGUUCUAUCUGCAACAUCCUCUCCGGUAGGCCAUCACCUGCUUUCCGAAACAGGCAGUUCGACAGAUGCGCCAAGUUCUCGACCCAGUUUAGACUCCUGAUCGGAAGGAGAGAUCCUCCUUUAGGGCCACUAAGUCGCGCACUAAAGUACGAAGCUUACUUCGGGGCUCCAACCCAAGACCACGGAAAAAGCGCUCCUGGAUUAAACCUGAAUGACAGGACCCGAGACAAUGGGCGUACCACCAGCAGCAGAAGCAGCUAA